Xyrichtys novacula (pearly razorfish) is the source of this 10932-nucleotide messenger RNA. Lineage: Eukaryota; Metazoa; Chordata; Actinopteri; Labriformes; Labridae. The record is from the annotation of a GenBank genome assembly.
AUGCCAGCUCCGAUCAGACUGCGGGAGCUGAUCCGGACUAUCCGGACAGCACGGACCCAAGCAGAGGAGCGUGAGAUGAUCCAGAAAGAGUGUGCUGCUAUCCGCUCAUCCUUUAGAGAGGAAGACAAUACAUACCGUUGCAGAAAUGUGGCAAAACUACUUUAUAUGCACAUGUUGGGCUACCCGGCACACUUUGGUCAGGUAUGUGAUGGUGGGGGGAUGGGCUACAGGACUACAGAAGCUCUUUCAAAUUUCAGUGACUGAAGACAAUAUGAGGAUGAUAUAAAUGCAAUCUGUUUGAUAUUUGCCAGUAUUUCCCAGCUUUGUGUGGCACACACUGAGCUUACAUUUUACCACCAAAUUAAUGUGAUCAUCAGUCUUUAGUUGUGGAAUCAACUUCUCUUAUUAUGAUGAUCCAGAAGCAGAUCAGCACUGGAAACAGAGCUCUUUAAUGUGAAUAUUCACCGGGGAAAUUAAAUAACUGCCACAGCUCAUGAAAUCUUUGAGAGAAACCCCCACUAGUGUUUGAGAUGACAAGUUUGGUAACUUAGAUUGACAAUUUGCAUUAGUUGCUAGUAGCAAUAGUUAGUUAGCUGUAUCUCACUACUUCUAUUGAAUUUCCCUUCAGGGAUAAAUAAAGUUCUUCUUAUCAUAUCUUAUCUUAUUAAAGUCAGAGAGUGAAAGCUGUGACGUAACAGUUUUAGAGUAGAGGUGGUGUAUCAAGCCUGGCUGCUGAUCUGUGCUGGCACAACUAUACCAGAGCUUGUGAGCAAAAUAUUUACACGGUGCCUUUUUGUUGUGUUGGCCUUUGAUGAAUGAUAAAAAUUCAUGUUUUCUUGCUGAACAAAAUUUUUGGAUCGUAAGAUAAAAUUUUUUAGAGAGAGGGUAAGAGUAAACUGUUUUUUUUAGGACUCAUGCUUUUUUAGAUGGAUAUCCGUCCUUGAGCUAGUCUGUUCAGUGCACAACUGUGCAAACCUAGAUAGGUGACGUCAGGUAAUAUUAUAAGACAUCACUGUAAAUAGUGUAAGACUCCAGUAUAUAUGUGCUAGACUAGAGAAUAUUAAGAGAAUAUUGGCAUGUACUUAAUGUCCUUGAAUCAUCUGAUGCUGAAGAUUAAAACCAAAAAACCUUUGGGCAGUGAAGUGACAUAAUGGCUUGUUUUUUUUGUUUGUGUUUUCUUUUCAGCUGGAGUGCCUGAAGUUGAUUGCAUCCCAGAAGUUCACUGACAAACGGAUAGGUUAUUUGGGGGCUAUGCUGCUGUUGGACGAAAGGCAGGAUGUCCACCUACUAAUGACAAAUUGCAUUAAGAAGUAAGAGACAAAAAAAAAAAAUUUAAAAAUCCAAAAAGAAGUACUCUACUCUCUGAAUGCAACUCCAGUCGGCAGAAGGAUCAGUCAUACAAGACAGCUCCACCAUCUGUCUGCGUUAACAGAGGCUCCAGACUGCAGUUCAUGUCACACACAGAACGACCUCAUAGUUGUAUAAAGCAACAACAGACUAUAGUUCGUGGCUCUAUUUUGUUCCCACCAAGCUGUCAGGUUUGGUUUGGCACACUUUGGUAUAGUAAACCCUGAAUUUGCAUUUUCACAUCCAGCUGUAACUUGGCUCUGCACUCAGGAAGCAUGUUGGCUGCCACUUAAAACAGCAGGUGUGAGCAGCAGCACGUCUUGCAUCCUUUUCAUAGGAUGAACAGCCAUAUUCUCUAUAAGGCUUGUCUAAUUUUCCUUGAGCUGCAUAUAGAUCUCAGCUGAAAUAUACAAAAAAAAGACUUCCCUUUCCUUGUUCAAACACUUUUAUUCUGAAGUUGUAUCCCAGAUAGUUAUUUGGUAAAAGAGAUGAGUUGCAUAGCUCUUUUAUUCAAGCUUACAGUGAACCUUCUAUAGACAGAAGGCUGUCAUGAUUCAUGUUGCCUAGAGGUAAACUCUUAUUCACUAAAUAACAACAGAUAACAGGAAAUACUCCCUCUUUUGGGAUCUCUCUCUACACCGGUUCGAUCUCUGUUGCUCUCCCUCAUCAGCUGGUGUUUAUGUGUAAACUCAACACUCGUUACUGAACAAGGUUGUUUCCUAACAGGCUUGCUAUAUACACCUGAAAGUAUCCCCUGAUAUGUCUGAAAACGUACAUAGAAAUGAUCCAAUCCAGCACCUUUUCUCUCAGUCAGUAGAGUACCAACUUUGGACUCUGGAAACACAAAAGAGUAGAGAGUGGAGUGUCUUUUCAAACUGUACUGUACUGGACGGCAUGAUGGGGACUCAUCUUUAUGUCCAUACUUGGUUCUCUUUGUCGGAUUGUUUUGCUCUUUGUCUCCUCAGCACUGUUUGACUGUAACACAGUAAUUUAUCAUUAAUUGAUUGUUUUCAUGUCUUGGAUCCAGUGAGUUAGUUUGCUGUUCACAAUCUCUGUUAUGCAGAUGUAAUAGAUGCGAUUUGAUAAUAGGAGAUGAAAACUUUUUCAGAACUCAAUAUUAAGACCUGUCUGUUCAAAGAAGUCUGCUUUAUAAGGGACUUGUACUUUCUACAGUACAAGCAGUUUUAUUCUGUGGUUCAUGUUUGAGGAUUUCUGAUAUGGUCCUUUUUGAAAUGCACGUUCAUUUUCCCUGGUAGUGGGUUUGAAAACCAAAUCUAACUUUUGAGUCGUUGAUGCUGUCAUCCAAAAUCCUUCUUGUAUGUAUACUUGUGAGUGCCAGCAGCUGAUUCAUCUUUCUCCUCUCAUUCCAGUGACUUGAAUCACAGCACACAGUAUGUUCAGGGCCUGGCCUUGUGCACUCUGGGCUGCAUGGGUUCUUCAGAAAUGUGUCGUGAUCUGGCUGGGGAGGUGGAGAAGCUGCUCAAAACAUCCAACUCCUACUUGAGGAAAAAAGUAAGCCUUGGUGACGCCGUGUUGAAACAAUGAAAGACUGAAAGUCUGUAGCUCACAGUUAAUGCAUGGAAAUGCAGGAAUAUGUUAUGAUUGGGUUAACAAGAUAAUGAAAGUGUUAAAGUCGGAUUGUGUCUUCAUUUUGAAUGUUAUUUGUUGACAGGCAGCGUUGUGUGCAGUUCAUGUCAUCAGGAAGGUCCCAGAACUUAUGGAAAUGUUCCUUCCAGCCACAAAAAACCUGCUGAGCGAGAAGAACCAUGGUAAGUGUAAACAGUUUGUCAGGAUGCAGUUACUGGCUUGCAGGGGAGUGUGCUUGUGAUUGUGUCCUACACAUAUGCAGAGUUUUUUCAUUCCCUGCCACUCACAGUGCUCUGCUCAGAACAGCUGGCAGCUCAUGUCCUUUUGGUGUCGUCCUUUGCGGAGGAGAAGAGAAUUAAUGAGUCUGUCAUAAACUCUGGGGCUUGUGUGUUCCCCAUAUAGGGGGAGACUUGAUCUUCCUUGACAUUGUGUACCAAAGCAGUAGGGAUACUUCAGAUAGGACAGUUCACAAAGGCAAGGGGUUGUUAGCUAUUAUUUUUGUCUGCCCAUUCGUGCCUUUUAAUUAUGUGCUAAUAGGACACGGGGUGAAAUGUUUUUAAAACUCAAAAUUACAAAGUCUCAGUCAUGCUAUUAAAACACUUCACCUGAGGGGAGUACCAUGAAGUGAGAUUAGAGGGAGAGCUGAGUCUGCUGAUCCAAAGUCCACGGUGUCACUAAGCUGGCUCUCCUCUAACCCCGAUUCUAUGAACACUGAAAGGAGAUGUGCAAUCACAGUGACACUAUGUAAAUAUGGCAUCAUGGGAGCCUGUCUGUGUCUCCUCCUUUCUGCUUCUUUUUGGUUUUUUUUCUUCCUUUCACUACUGUUAAAAUUAACCCUAUGAGUCCCAGCAAAUCCUCGGCACAUUAAAAGAACAAGAAGGGCGCCACAUUAAUAAGUGGCUGCAUUAAGUACAUGUUUUUUAUGUUUGAUCUGAGGUCAGAGUAGCAGGACUUUCCAGCAAAAUAUAAAACUGUUCAGUUUAUGAAGCGGUUAACAUUCAUCAUAGAAUUAAUCUAACAGGUGAACUGACUAGACUUUUAUCUGGCCAAUACGAGUGCUAUUUCCUUCUUUAAACAAUUGGAGUUAUUCAAUAAUCUCAGUUUCUGCCCACACUACUGAAAUUGUGUGUUGAAGUGUAAAAGUUUAACUGUGUGUCAUUAUCACAUUAAUAAAUGGUGGCACUCAGCGAGUAUUGUGGUAAAAUCGAUAGAUGAAUUCACCAUGUAACAGUCUUUGGGGCAGGACUUUGGUCUUUAUUCACUUUGCAGCAGCAAGGGCAAUACUUACCACCAUAAAUUUUAAAGAUUCCUCAUAUUUUCUCAUCAUGUCACUCUUAAAGAAGCAAACAACCAGUUAUCAUUUCUUUUUGUACCAAAGAAGUGUCAGUUGACCAUCUUAACACCCCCCUUUCAUGAGAGCAAACAAAGAGCCUGAAGCAGAAAGCCUGAUUCAACAGAGAGAGUCUCUAACCAGCUUUGUGAUACUGGUUAUCUUUUGCUUGAGCUUAAGGCUCAUUCAAAGCAAGCCUGGGUUUACCAAGCUGAAAAUUCACAGUAUAAAAGCUUUUAAAAAGUACUUAAAACAUGUUUUUUCUUUGUGUUGCCACAUACGUCACAGAUUUUUAGUGACAGGACUCAAUCAUUGUGCAACUCCAACUAGUAACAGAUUAGCCUGUGUGAUGAACCUAAAGAUCACCUGAGGUCCUUCGUGGUUAAUGAUAUGCAUUCCAGUGCAUCAUAUUUUUUGACAUCUUAAUGGUGCGUCUUGUGAUUUGUCAGCCUUGCAGGUAAUAAAGUCUCACAAGAGCAGAGCCUACAUAUUUGAAAUGUGAUGUCGUUGCAUUUAUCAUGUUUUGUGGGUUUGUAUGUGUUUUGUAUGUGUAUCUCUCACCUGCCAUGUAGCUUGUUUAGUACAAAAUGACUGGUAACAGGAAGAGGAACUAUUUUUGUUGCGUAGUUGGUGUUCAGGCUGACAAAAGAAUUGAGAGGCAUGUUAUUCAUUUUGAUGAGACCACAGUUUCCAGGGGCAGGGCUUAGGUAAAUGUGGAUAAGCAUCAAAGUAAGACUCGAGUGAUAGAUGGCUAGUUGAAAGUGAACUUGGACUCUUUUCACCAUUUUCAUUCAGGGCAAACUUGACCCUCUCUCUUUCUCCUUCUCUUUUUCUUCCUCCAGGUGUUCUCCAUACAUCAGUUGUCCUCCUCACUGAGAUGUGUGAAAGAAGUCCUGACAUGCUGGCCCAUUUCAGAAAGGUACAGAUAGAUUCUCUCAUUCAAGAGACCUCAGAGUAAUUUACGGCAUUUGUCUUAAGCUCACGUCACAUUUCAUUCUCACUUUGCGUACACUUUUCAUUUAAGUAGAGUUAAGUUAGCCAAACAUGAGUUCAAUGUGAUUAAACUUUGAGGCUUGGAUUGUGAUGCAGGUUUGUUCUACAUCCAGAGUAUGUCUCAGUCCUUGAUCUCCUUCCGCUGUCUUUUCCUCUUGUAUUUCAACUGCUGCUGUACCUCUCCUCUUUAGGUGUUGCACACUGUGCCAGAGGCACCACACCUCAUGCUCAUGAUCUAAACAUUAUUUUAAGCUUUUCUGAAAGUGAAUGAUUUCCAAUUUCCCCUCCCUAACAUCUACCUCAUAUUUUUUCUGUCAUUUGUCUUUGUUACACUUCCUGCAUUGUGUUAGAAUGAGAAGGUAAGAGUACAUUCUGAUCUCAUAGCUGGUGCAUGCUGUAUAUAGUAAUCACUCCUCACAGUCACAGUUCAGACGUAACCCGAUUUGUGUUGAGUUAUUCUAUGUCAUGUUGUGCUAUAAUUUAUAAUUUUGAGUUCUUUGACUUGUACGGUGAUCAUUACUAUGUCCGUGUCUCGAUAUUUCUAAAAGAAUUUUGGUCCAUUCGUCAAAUACAUUUCUCACUAUUGUUUUGAGUGUCAUUACUUGCAAUAUAUGCAACUCACUGUUUGAUCACUGUCUAUUAAAAGCAGUUGGGAAGGUGUGUUUGUAAAUGAGAGCCUCAGGUAGCUGAUAAUUCUCACCAGAUCUUUGCCACUAUUGGAGGGUGAUUUUAUCACUCACUUUCUGGAGAGGUGUUUUUAUUUUUUAAUAAUGAAGAGUAAAGAAGUGUAAAUAUUUUAUGUGCACACAGAUAUUUGAUAGGUUUAGGAUUCCUUUCUCUUUUAAAAUCUCCAUUCUGGAUCAUUAGGGAGGAUAUCAGCUUUAUGCUUUAUCUGUGUGCCUUCUGUCAAGUGACUUGGCUUGGGGCGUUUUCAGUCUGGCAUAACAAAAGACGCCUGAACGAAUUGAAACAAAACUAAAUGAGGAAAAAAGGAAAUUUCUCUGACAACUCCAAACCUGUUAAAAUCACAAAUGUAAUGUAGUGAGAUAAGAUUAGACAUAUCUUUGAAUAUCUAGCAAGUACGACAGUCCCAAUGCAUACAAGUAUUUCCAAUAAGCGGGCUUGUUUUUUUCUUGAUGCCAGUGUUUGUUACUGAAUAUCUCUUUCUACCCAGUCCUCUUAAUUCCUACCCACUGAGACAGCAAGUUGCAUUCUAAAAUAUUAUUUCUGUAUCUAAAUAGGAUUUUUAAAAAUUAUUGAUAAACAGCUAUUUAUGUAAGUCUAAGUAAAGGCAUCCAGUAACUUUUCUUAUGGAAAUCACAAAUCAUUUAAGCUUAUAUUUUAUACAAUGAGGCUUGAUAUCACGGCCUUAAAAAUUUGACUAUUUAACCAUUGUCGCUUUAACCCCAUAGUUCUGUUUUAAUGGACAUAUUUACAAGUUUAGUCAGCUGCCACUUCUGAUAACAAAUGAUAAGCCUCAAACUAAUGACUUCUUUACUAUACCAUAAGAAUGAAUACAGUAAGUUUGUUAUUUAAGUUUGAAACUGGAAGGUCUACACAAAAUAUUAUGAUACCUCUGCUUUUCUGUUGUGUUUUUGGUCUUCCUGUAGCUGGUUCCACAGCUGGUAAGAAUCCUGAAGAACCUAAUCAUGUCUGGAUACUCUCCUGAGCAUGAUGUGUCAGGCAUAAGCGAUCCAUUCCUACAGGUAAACCUCCCUCUGUCCUAAUUCUAAUACUCCCCAGUGAAAGUGCAGAUCUAGAUUUUGGUUUGCUAUACUGUUAACCAGAAAAAGACACUGAGAGUACUUAAAUGUGCUUUUAUCACCAGAAUCUCAAUAAAAAUGCAACAGUAACAUGAAGCAGUAGAACUCAGAGUUGUGCUUUUGGCAUCAUUUAGGCAGAGCUAUAUUGCUCAAGUGAACUAACACAACUUCAAUAUGUAUUUAUUUUUAUGUCUGUAGGUGCGGAUAUUGAGACUACUGAGAAUUUUAGGCAAGAGCGAUGAUGACUCCAGUGAAGCAAUGAAUGACAUUCUUGCACAGGUGAGAAUGACUUGUAAUUGUUUUUUCAUUCCAGCGUACAUUUCGUUGAGUAGAGUGGGUCUUAAUUUACAAAUGUAUGGUGGUUUGUUCUCACAGGUUGCAACAAACACAGAGACAAGUAAAAAUGUAGGCAAUGCAAUCCUGUACGAGACUGUACUGACUAUAAUGGACAUCAAGUCUGAAAGUGGACUGAGGGUAAGAUAACCAAAAUAUGAGACAUAACUUCGGAUGAACAUUUUUGUUGAGCUUUUCUAAAUACACUUAAUCUUGCAGGUCUUGGCUAUUAACAUCCUGGGACGCUUCCUUCUCAACAAUGACAAAAAUAUCAGGUGAUUAAUUCAUUCAGCCUUUGUAUGCAUUCAAUCAUCAGAAAUGUUAUUGUCGAUUGCUGAUUACAUCUUUUAAUUAAAAUCGCGAAUCCAGAUAUGUGGCAUUGACGUCCCUACUAAAGACGGUACAGACAGACCACAACGCAGUGCAGAGGCAUCGGAGCACCAUUGUGGAUUGUUUAAAAGACCUGGAUGUGUCCAUCAAGAGGUAAUUCACUAUCUCGGAAGUGCAGGAAUCAACAACAGCUGUAUGUUUCUCACUGCGUUGUAUCUGACCUUCUCCCACUUGUCAUUGUCGUGCAGACGUGCAAUGGAACUGAGUUUCGCCCUGGUGAAUGGGAACAACAUCAGAGGCAUGAUGAAAGAGCUCCUCUACUUUCUGGACUCCUGUGACCCUGAAUUCAAGGCUGACUGUGCAUCAGGAGUCUUUUUAGCAGCAGAAAAGUAUGACAUUAAAUGAAUGACGGCAGAAUGUAGUAAACAACUUUUUGUUAGUCGUAACACAGCUACAGGAGAUGACAACACUUUUUCAAUGCUGUAUGAUGAUAAAAUGAGUGAUCCAUCGUCUGACAGACGUUGCUGACAACAUUAUUUUUCUGACAGCAUUUGUCACCUUGCUGUUUACCACUCAUUUUACUUGACACAUUCAUCUCCUCUUCUUGGUGGAGACUAAUUGCGGUCUUAAUGUUACAGGUAUGCUCCUUCGAAAAGAUGGCACAUAGACACCAUUAUGAGAGUCCUGACAACAGUACGUAUAAAAAUCACUUCAAUUCAUAAUGUUUUUUUCUCCCCUGCACUAGAAGAAUGGCAUCUGUACCACACGAUUGUUAAUAUUUUUAGGUUUGUUUGUGUUUCUGACUGAUGUUUCUGCUUGCAUUCAAAGGCAGGGAGCUACGUACGAGACGAUUCUGUUCCCAACCUCAUCCAGCUCAUCACCAAUAGUGUGGAGAUGCACGCCUACACAGUCCAGAGACUUUACAAAGCACUGCUGGAUGACAUCUCGCAGGUAAGAUCACACCUGGUCGGGGUUAAGAUUAGAUUUUAUUCUGCACUGUUUUAACUUUCAAGGAGCUCAAGAGUGCACCAGAUUUGAGAUGUAUUUCUCUUCGUUUCGUAGCAACCUCUAGUGCAAGUAGCAUCCUGGUGCAUAGGAGAGUAUGGGGACCUGCUGGUGUCAGGGCAGUGUGAGGAAGAGGAGCCUAUUCAGGUACGCUUGGAGGAAUGCUGGCCACAUGGGCAGAUGUACAUACAAAAUGAAGUGGUAAGGCUUUGAUAGAAGCUAUGUGUCUCAAAAGUUUUUGCUACUUUCAUUUUCCGUUAAGGUGACUGAGGAUGAAGUUCUAGAUGUGCUGGAAGGCCUCCUGGUGUCCAACCUGUCCACACCGGUGACCCGGGGUUAUGCCCUCACUGCCAUCAUGAAGCUGUCCACACGCUUCAGCAGUGUCAAGUAAAUAAAAAUGUUUAAUUUUGCAAAAGUUUUGGUGUUGAGUAAAUCAUAUUCGUUCGCCAUAACCAGCACUGAUUUCCCCUUUUUUCCUUUCCAUAAUUUUUUUGUUUGUUUUUUUUUCUUUUCCAGCCGAAUCAAGAAGGUGGUUUCGAUAUAUGGCAGUAGCAUUGAUGUCGAGCUUCAGCAGAGAGCUGUGGAGUACAAUGCGCUUUUCAAGAAAUAUGACCACAUGAGGUGAAUUUGAAAUAAUAAGUUGUGCCUGUUGAUCGGUAGAAACAUCCGCUUGUGAUUUAGCUUGAUCUUUUGUCUCUUUUUUCUUCAUUAUUAUUGUUUUUUUCCAUGAUCCAUAGGCCAGCUCUGCUAGAACGAAUGCCCAUCAUGGAAAAGACUGCUUCCAAUGGCCCCACAGAAAUUGUCCAGACAAAUGGGGAGACUGAGUCCUCUGUUGUGGAAGCAAAACAUCCACCACCUGUUGCCCAGCCAGCCAACCAGGUGAGAUUAGAGUUAGUAAGGUUGUACAGAGUGCAUGUAGUUUAUUUUAUUUUAUCAUUUUAUCAUUUUAACAUUUUGUCCUUGUUGUCCAGGCUAAUGAUUUAUUAGACCUACUUGGUGGUCAUGAUGUGGUGCCAGUAAUCCAAACUACAAUGCCCACUAAGCCUGCCUCGGCUGGAGGAGAGCUGCUUGAUCUGCUUGGCGACCUCUCACUAAGUGGUAGGAUACUUUGUUAAUGCUCUCUGUUAUCCCUUUCAAAGCAAAGAUGGAACCUGAUAUUAGCCCAUUGUUAGUCGUGAGUGUAAAUGUGAUGUCCCACCCACUCCCUCCCUGUUCAGCGAAUAGCACUUUGUUAUUGGCAUUAAAAAAGAAAAGAACAAAUCCCUGGGAUGUUGCUGUCCCUCUCUUUAGGUGGCCCACCCCCUGCUCCUGCUCCCUCUGUGCCCACCUCCCAACCCUCAUUCCUCCUGGAUGGGCUUUCCUCACCGCCUCUCUUUAAUGACAUUGCAGCUGCAGGUGAGAAUCUGUUGCCCCCACCUCUAUGUGAACCUGAGUAUAGUCAUUUUCAUCAUUACCCUUGUGUAUUCAAGCAGGUGGUUCUACAUCUUAUUGGAAAUGUUAUUUAUCGCAUCCUAAUGUUUAUGGUCUUCUUCUCUAAAAUCUCUGUAUAGCUAUUCCUCCGAUGACGGCAUACAACAAAAAUGGUCUGAAAAUAGACUUCACAUUUGAGAGAGCUAAUCCCAAUCCAAACAUUGCGGUCAUCACCAUCCAUGCUUCCAACUCGACAGAGGCAGAUAUGACAGAAUUUGUUUUUCAGGCUGCAGUACCAAAGGUAAGCGAGAACAGACGGACUAUAUUCUACAUUUUCUUCUUUGCCUAGCAGAUUUCAUAUCAGACACUUUCAGUCGUGUGCAUUUGAAAGGGGGAGUUGAGAUGUUAGAAUUAGAGAUCCAUUAGUUGUGGUCGGCGUGUGAUUGAUGUGGGCAUCAUUAAUAUUUCAUCUGUAUGGUUAUCAGUAAACCGAUCUAACACACUGCCUCCAAUUCAUUUUUUUUAGACAUUCCAGCUGCAGCUCCUGUCCCCUAGCAGCAAUGUUGUCCCAGCACUCAACCAGGGAACUGUCACACAGGUCAUCAGAGUCCUCAACCCACAGAAGGUAGGUUCAGCCCUCAAAAGUGGUUUGAUCUUGUUCUAAUGAACUUUUUUUAAGACCUUCAAUGAUUUCCUUUUGUAAUAAACACAAUCAUCCUCACAAAAUUUCAGCAACAGCUACGAAUGAGGAUCAAGCUGACAUACACCCUCAAAGGCUCACCUGUGCAAGACCUGGCUGAGGUUAAUAACUUCCCCCCUCAGUCCUGGCAGUGA